This is a messenger RNA of Thyridium curvatum, 2001 nucleotides long. RefSeq lists its product as uncharacterized. Gene Ontology annotation, cellular component: mitochondrial large ribosomal subunit. The coding region runs from base 1 to 2001 and encodes 666 amino acids. The record is from RefSeq and is a predicted model, not a curated record. Gene Ontology annotation, biological process: translation. Gene Ontology annotation, molecular function: protein binding; structural constituent of ribosome. The transcript is spliced from 4 exons. NCBI's taxonomy places the organism in Eukaryota, Fungi, Ascomycota, Sordariomycetes, Thyridiales, Thyridiaceae.
AUGUUGCCAAAACUCGCAUUCCUAAGCUUAGCAGCCAUGGCUGUCCACGCUGCACCUGCACCGAGCAAGAUGGCCGUCUUGCGACAGGACAUCGCCUCGGCUUCGGCCAAGCUGUUCAUCGGCGGUGGCCCGCCUGGCACGAUCUCCGUCGCUGAUUUUGACGGCAAGUCCUUCAAGGUCGUUACCAAGAACACGAUCCAGGGCAGCAGUCCCAGCUGGCUGCUCUUCAAGGAGCCGAAUGUACUGUAUGCCGUGGAUGAAAACACCAACACGACGAGAACCUUCAGCUACAACCCUAACACUGACGCCCUCGAGCCCAAGUUCGAGGCCACUGGCUCCUCUGGCGUGGUCUCGCUCGAGUUCAACAAGGACAGGACUCGAAUGCUUGGUGCUGCCUAUGGCCAGGGCCAGAUCGAUGUCUGGGACACCUCAGACCCCGCUGGAAGCUUGAAGCUGCUCAAGCAAAUCCCAUCCGAAGGCCCCAACGGUCCUGACAAGAGCCGCCAGGAAGGUCCUCACCCACACCAGGUCCUCCUGGAUCCCAGUGGCCGCUACUUCCUGGUAAACGAUCUUGGCAAGGACACCAUCUCGGUUAUCGAUACCGUCGAUGAUAAGUUCAAUGUCGUCCACAGGGUCAAUGUCAAGCCUGCAGGCGCUGGACCGAGACAUGGCGCAUUCUAUCCUCCCGGGCAAAAGCAGGCUACCCACUAUUUCCUUGCCUGCGAGAUGGGCAACAUCAUCAAUGUCUACGGCCUCGCCUACAAUGUUUCUGCCGGUGGCAUCGCCUUCGCGCUGAAGCAGACCGUAUCAACCUUUGGCGACAACAAGAACCACACGGGUGCUGGCGCCGGCGAGAUCUCCGUUAGCGCCGACGGCAAGCACCUCUAUGUCAGCAACCGCCUGACGGGUGGCAAGGCGGAUAACAUUGCUCACUUCACUAUCGACACGUGCCAGGACGAACCUUUGCGCUUCGUCAAGUUGAUCAGCUCGGGCGGCGGAAGGCCCCGCAUGUUCAGCCUGAGCAAGGAUGGCAAGUUCAUGUUCGCCGCCAACCAGGACCCUGCGAUUGGUCUCUCGGCGUUGCGCAUUGGCCAGGAUGGCUCUCUUCAGGAGAAUCCCGUCGCAAGCAUGCCGUUGAGCGCGCCAGACCAGGGCCCGAUGCCGCCUUCACUGACUGCGCUCUUCGCGGCACUAUCGAUUCAGCAGCAAUCACGCAGCGCGUCGAUCCUCGCAAGCCUUGCCGACAACCCAGGGGCGCACCAGAAGCGGAUUCGAAAGGGUCGAGGUCCAUCGUCCGGCUACGGAAAGACUUCUGGUAGAGGCCACAAGGGCCAGAAGCAGCAUGGCAAAGUCAAGCCCUGGUUCCAGGGCGGUCAGACACCCUUGAUCAAAGUGCACGGCAGGAAGGGGUUUGAGAAUUUCCGUGCUCCCGAUAUGUCAGAGCUCAACCUCGACCGCCUCCAAGCCUGGAUCGACGCUGGCCGUAUUGAUCCCGCGAAGCCCAUCACGCCCAAGGAGAUCGUCGAGUCCGGGCUGAUCGGCCGCGCAAAGGACGGUAUCAAGCUACUGGCUCGUGGCAAGGAUGAGCUGCGCACUCCCAUCGACCUCAUCGUCUCCCGGGCCUCUGCCAGCGCCAUCGAGGCAGUCGAGAAGGCCGGGGGCAAGAUCCUGACACGCUAUUUCACACGGCAAUCCAUUCGACGUCUUCUCAAGGGCGAGAGCAUUAUGACGCGGUCGCCGCUGCCCACCGGGCCGGAGCAUGUAGAGGAGGUGCUGGCCGAGGCGAGAAAGGGACCUUUCAUGUAUCGGCUUCCCGACCCGACAAGUCGUUGGGAUAUCGAGUACUAUCGGGACCCCGCCCACAGAGGCUAUCUAAGCCACACUCUACAGCCUGGUGAAUCGCCCAGUCUGUACUUCAAGGUCCCGACGGAACGGAAGCUGGCAGCGGGUAAGAAGGAGAAGGCGGGCGCGGAGCAGGCCGAGGAUGACAAGCUCUUCUAG